Messenger RNA from Selaginella moellendorffii, 3120 nucleotides. RefSeq lists its product as uncharacterized. NCBI's taxonomy places the organism in Eukaryota, Viridiplantae, Streptophyta, Lycopodiopsida, Selaginellales, Selaginellaceae. Gene Ontology annotation, molecular function: nucleic acid binding; zinc ion binding. The transcript is spliced from 10 exons. The record is from RefSeq and is a predicted model, not a curated record. Gene Ontology annotation, biological process: DNA integration. The coding region runs from base 1 to 3120 and encodes 1039 amino acids.
AUGGACCCUCAAGGGCUGAAUCAAUCUCAUGUCUGUGAUUACCAUUGGUAUGUCAAGCAUGCCAAGGAUUAUGGUAUCAUGGAAUGGAAAUCAUCACCGAAUGUUUAUGAUAGUCAAGAGGUUGAAUCUUGGUUGGAAUUGUGGGAAAGUUGUUGGUCUCACAAUCCUUGUGAGGAUAAGGUGAAGAUAGAGUUCUUUGUGACGAAGCUUACGGGCCAUGCUUCUUCGUGGUGGAAGAACUACAUUAAAGCUAAUCCGAAGCCGACUUCUUGGACUGAUUUGACAAAGGUUUUCCGCGCUUCGUUUGUCAAGAAGUUUGAAGAGGUUGAUCUUGUGAAUCAGUUGUUAGAGAUCUGGCAAGGGACUUUGUCUUUGGAUGCGUAUGCCCGCAAGUUCUGUGAUCUUUGCCUUGUGAUCUCACAGGAUGGUCUUUGGGGUGGUCAACGUGAUGACCAACCCACCAAUACUUCAUCUUCAGGGAAGAAACAGCCGUUGUUUCGUCGUAGCUCGAAGAGUGGAGAUGGCAAUGAGGCAAAAAGACAUCAGUUAGACCAACGAGAGAAGGACAAGAUGGAAGGCAAUUGUUUUCAUUGUCACAAGGUUGGACAUCAUGGCAAGGAUUGUCCUCUUGUGAAGGGAUCAAAGAAUGCUAAGGUGAAUGUGGUGGAAUCCAUUGUGGAUACAGCUCAGGCAUCUGUUGUGGUGGUUCUUCCACACCCUGUGGCAAAAGUUCAAGAAUCUAAGUCUCGAGUUUGUAUCAACUCUGUAGAGAUUAAUGGUUCUAUGCGCAAUCAACAUGUGAAGGCCAAGGGGGACAUUCAAGGACAUGCUGUUAGUAUUCUUUUCGAUCCAGGUGCUACACACAACUUUUUGAGCUCCAAGGUGGUGAAGAAACUUGAUUUGCCUAUGGAAAAGAGUUUAGUAAUCUACGAGGUGGUUCUGGCAGAUGGACAUAGCACUUGUGUUUACGGUGAAUGGGCUCUGAGUGUUCCUUUGACGGUUCAGGGGAUUCUCGACCAUCCUUCGUUCCAGGUUAUGGAUCUUGGUCGCAUAGACGUUAUUCCUUGGAAGGAAUGGUUUUAUGAUAGAAAUCCAGGGAUCGAUUGGGAGCGUAAUGUUCUGUGUAUCGAAGUUGGUGGCAUUAUAAAAGAGAUUGUCGGGACAGACAAUAGUGAUACUCCAUUGAUUAAUGCUUUGGAGUUGGUGACAUUCCCACUAAAGCUGAGGAGAUUAUUCGGCCGCUUGCUGACUACCUAUAGGAAAUGGUGGUUACGGAUCAGCAAGUCUCCUUGGGCUGCUCCAGUGGUGAUGGUCAAAAAGAAAGAUGGUACAUGGCAUCUCUGCGUGAACUACAAGGGAUUAAAUGAUAGGAUAGUGAAUAUUAUGUACCCGAUCCCUUGUAUCGAUGAUAUGCUUGAUCGUCUUCGUGGAGCUCGAUAUUUUGCAAAGAGAUUGAUGAAUCACGUUCUACAAACUUACUUGGGAAAGUUUGCAAUUGAUUAUUUUGAUGAUAUCCUAGUAUUCAGCUCUUCCGUGGAGGAACAUGAGAUGCAUAAUACGUCAAAACAUGCUACUAUUCAUGGUUGGGAUGAGAAGUGUGAAGUGGCAUUUCAACAUUUGAAGCAGUGUUGUAUCUUUGCUCCGGUGUUGAAGAUUUUUGAUCCUAAAAAGCCUUUUGUGGUCGAGACAGAUACAAGUGACAUUGCUAUUAGAGCUGUCUUGCUUCAAGUUGGGCAUCCUCUUGCAUACAUGAGCCAUAAGUUUGAUGCCACACAGCGGAAUUGGCCUACUCAAGACAAAGAGUUGUAUGUUGAAAUGUCUGUUAAGAUCCGGUACAAGCAUGGAGGUGACAAUAAGGUGGCUGAUGCAUUAUCCAGGAUAGUAAAUUCUAUCUCGUUCGUGAAGCUAUCUAGCGAUCUCUUGGAUGAGCUUAAGGAGUUUAUUUUGGUUGAAUGUUAUGAUGUGCUAAGUGUUGGGCAUCCGGGGGUAUUGAGAACGUAUAUGUUGGUGAAGAGGCAUUUCUUUUGGCCUGGGAUGAAGUCAAAUGUUGAGAAGUACGUAGGUGGUUGUUUGACCUGCCAGGCGGUCAAAGUUGAUCAUCAGAAGUUUGUUGGCCUCUAUCAUCCUUUACGUAUACCUAAGAAUAAGUGGGAUAGCAUCUCGAUGGACUUUAUCACUGGUUUGCCCAAAACCUUUCGAGGAAAUGAUGUUAUUUGGGUUGUUGUGGAUCGUUUGACGAAGAUGGCUCACUUCUUCCUUGUGAAGACAACGAUAAAAGCUUCUGAACUUGCUCAGUUAUUUGUAGACUGGUUAUUCAGUUUUUAUGGUUUGUUGGGUGACAUUGUGAGUGAUCGGGAUCCUAAGUUCACGUCCAAGUUUUGGCAAACAGUCUUUGAAAAACUAAAGACUAAACUGAGCAUGAGUAGUGGUGAGCAUCCACAAUCUGAUGGGCAGAUAGAGCGCAUGAAUCAGCUAUUAGAAGAUAUGCUACAAUCUUUUGUGGGAAAUUUGACUAGACAAGGAGUAUGGGAGAAAUACUUGCCUUUGCUUCAGUUUGCUCACAAUAGCACUCAUCAAUUGGCUAUUGGCAUGUCUCCUUUUAUGGCGAUGUAUAGCUAUGAGCCUAGGUCUCCUGUGAGUUUGAAUUUGGCUUUGGUUCGGGUUCCUCAUGCUUGUGAUUUCCUGGAGGAUAUGCAAGACAAACUUGAGUUGCAUGUGGGGGAUCUUGCAUACACUUUGGACUUGCCAGUUAGUUCGAAGAUUCAUCCAACAUUCCAUGUGAGCAAGCUUAAAGCGUGUUUGCACUCUGGUGAUAUCGUGGAUCAGUCCAUCAUCCAGGUGGUGAAGCAAGUUGGUGAUGCAUCCUAUAAGUUGGAUCUUCUGGAUGAGUUGUCCCAUGUACAUAAUGUGUUUCAUGUCAGUUUACUAGCACCAUAUAGUGUUGAUGUGGAUCGCUCUAUGGACAUUCGUCCCCCUCCGGAAGUUGUGAAUGGUGACAUGGAGUAUGAGGUCAAGGGAUAUCAUUCCUUUGAAAACCGAGUGGUACUUGGAGUAGCAAGGGUGGCUAACUACAUUAGUCAUUUCCUUGUCAGCGACGGUUGGAGGGUAUCUGAGUCUUAA